CACAGCAGCUCCAGCCAGAACACCCUGACAGGAGCGAAAAAAAAAAAAAAAAGAUUAAUAUUCCAGUUUUCAGUUUCUCAAAAGUAAAAAGCCUCAAGUGUUGUCAGACAUGGAUACAUUCCCAGGCACUUUAAUCAGCACGCCAACCAGGACGUUUCCUUACCAGGGUCACCUCUGAGCUUUUAAAAUGCGACCUUAAAUCUUCCUCCCGUGGAGGGGUCUGGCUGCUCCCAACAUCGGGGCUGGCUCGUUGGCUUCCCCUGCAGGGCAGCAUUUGGGAAGGGGCUGUUCUGCUGUUCUCAGGGCAGAAAUUACCCCAGCACUUUAUCAGGGCUUCUUGACGGAGAUCAGGUGCCCUGGACAAGGGGCUCAGACCCCAAUUUCUCGUUGAAUGUGCAGUAUGAGAGGCUGUGCUGGUGGCUGAAUAACCACCUGGAUAACGACCUGCUAAAUGAGCAGCUUCAGCUCGGGCAGCAGGGAGAAUUCCUUCAUGGAAAGAGUUGUCCAGCGCGGGCACAGUCACCAUUUUUGGAGGGAUUUAACAGACCUGUAGAUGUCACACCUGGGGACACGGGGCAGCGCCAGCCUGGGCAGUGCUGGGUUAUUCAGUGUUGAGCUUUUUCCAGGGCUUUUUCCACCCCAAACCAUUCCGUGGAUGAAUUAUUCCCACACUCCUGCCCCGUGCCAGCCCCGCAUCCGCCCGGCUCCUGCUGGGCUCGCGGUUCUGCCCCUCGGGGAGGGUCCAGAGGGGUUCCCCAGCCGGGGAGGGUCCGGGGGGCUCCGAGCGGCACCCACCGCCCCCAGCCCCCCCCGAGCCCGGCCGAGCCCCCGCCCUCCUCCCGCUCUCCCUCCCUGCCUCCCGCCCGCGGAGGAGGCAGCGCCGGGACCGGCGGAGAGGCGGCAGCGAGCCGGGCAUGGGGGCGGCCCAGAGCCGGGCCCCCCGAGCCCCCCGGGACCCCCGGGCCCCGCCGCGCCGCUCGGACUCCACUGAUAAUUUUGAGACCCCCGAAGCAGAAACACCGAGCUGCUCGCCUCUCAAGGAGUUCUGCGAGCCACCGGGAUCGCCGGAGCCUGAGGCCGGGACCCAAGAGCCAGGUGCCCAUGGUGACCUGCUGGUAGAGGAAACCCACAGGGACAGCUCGCCUGGGAAGCACCCCAAAGAUGAGGCUCAAGCAGAGAUUGGAGCCCCUAAAGCCAGUUUGGAUGCUAAAGGGGAAGCUGACCCCAACAACUCACCCCUGAUGCAGCCCCUGGCAGGGCUGGGCUGCGAGGCUGACCCUGCUCACGCUGCUGUGGAGCCAGCCCCCGUGCCCCAUGUGGGCACAGCCCCCUGGCAGCGGGCCAUGCCAGGAGGGGACCCUGGCACGGGGCUGGUGGAGCUGGGGGCUGCUGCCCUGGGCCAGGAGCAGCUCGGGAAGGGGAAAACACCUUCGCCGGGGAGGAAAACAGAUGAAGGCACAGAGGAGAACCAGCUUGAGCCUGAGCAGCAUGACAGGAGUGUCAGCCCCUUCGUGGCAGGGGUCUGCCAGCUGCAGAGCUCUGCCCCAGCAGCCCCACAACGCCUUCCCCAUCCCGGGGAGCUGGGGGGGGACCCGGCCCUGGAGGCCCCAGGGCAGGUCCCAAAACCUGGGGCUGAUUGUACGGAGGCUAAAGAGAGUGUGGAGGCCAAGCCAGCUUCACCCAGGAGGGGCAGCAGGAUCCCAGCCAGCAAGCUGACCCCGAAGAGACACAGAGAGUCCCCCAAGAAAGCAGCUGGGGAUGCAGAGAGGGGUCCCACAGAGCCACCCCGGGGCUGCUCCCAGCUGGGUCCCACGGGCUGGGACAGCCCUGGCCUGGGCUCCCUCAGUGGCAGCUCAGCUCUGCAGAAUUCUCCAGCUCUCCCCAAGGGCUCUUACCAGUUUGACCCCAGUAACUUUGACUCCAUGGAUCCGUUCAAGCCCACCAAGACGCUCGGCAGCACCGACGCCGACUCCUGCUCAGACAACAGCCUGAAUGAAAUCCUGGAAUCUCACACGCUGGAGGUGCAGGACGAUGCCCUGAAAGGCAGAGACUCCCCCAAGAAGGCCAAGUCACGCCUGAUAACGACUACUGAGCAAGUGAAAUUUCUCUGUUUUCUGUUGAGCGGCUGCAAGGUGAAGCAGCACGAGGCGCAGCCCCUGGUCCUGGACAUCAGCGCUCAGGAUGAAGGAGUGUUGAUCUCAGAAAUCCCAGAUAUUACCAACCGGGAUGGCCGGGCCACUGAUGAGGAGAAGCUGGCCUCCACCACCUCCACGCAGAAACCAGCGGGGCUGGAGAAGAAGGCUGAGGCAGAAGAUGACCUGGAGUACUUUGAGUGCUCCAACGUGCCCGUGUCUGCAGGGAAGCACAGACCAGAGGCAGGUUUUGAAAAGGAGAUCUGCAAGCAGAUGGAAAAGGCAGGGCCUGGCAUCUUCCCCGACAAUCCCGGGCUGUGCUCCAUGGACAAGUGCCCCAGCGUGGGCAGGAGCGAGAGUCCCCUGGCUGGCAUCUGCCUCAGCGAGUCCGAGAAGGCAGCGGUGCUCACGCUCAUCAGAGAGGAGAUAAUCACCAAGGAGAUCGAGGCCAACGAGUGGAAGAAGAAAUACGAGGAGAGCCGGCAGGAAGUGCUGGAGAUGAGGAAAAUCGUGGCUGAGUAUGAAAAGACCAUUGCCCAGAUGAUAGAGGAUGAGCAGAGGACAAACAUGACAUCUCAGAAGAACCUGCAGCAGCUCACAAUGGAAAAGGACCAGGCUCUGGCAGACCUGAACUCGGUGGAGAGAUCCCUGUCAGAUCUGUUCAGGAGAUAUGAAAACCUGAAGGGCGUCCUGGAAGGAUUUAAGAAGAAUGAAGAAGCUCUGAAGAAAUGUGCUCAAGAUUAUCUAACCCGUGUCAAGCAGGAAGAGCAGCGGUACCAGGCCCUGAAAGUCCACGCAGAAGAAAAAUUAGACAAAGCCAACGAGGAGAUCGCCCAGGUGCGCACCAAGGCCAAGGCGGAGAGCGCGGCGCUGCACGCGGGGCUGCGCAAGGAGCAGAUGAAGGUGGAGUCCCUGGAGAGAACCCUGCAGCAGAAGAACCAGGAGAUUGAGGAGCUGACCAAGAUUUGCGACGAGCUGAUAGCGAAACUGGGAAAGUCAGACUGAGCCUCAGCACCCCUCGCCCAGCACUCUGCACUUGGCUGCUUCUCUCGUGACGUUGAGCACCUUGCCUUACCCUGGAGUCUCUGCAGGAAAGCUCACGUGUCCAGCUGCCCCCCUGGCUGCCAGACCUGUGGCUCCUGAGCAGGGCUGCUCCCCUCACUGUCCCCGUGUGCUUCCCACAGCUCCGGGCUGGGGUCCCUGCAGUCAGCCUGGGCAUCCUGUGCUCAGCCUGGGCCUGUGUGUCCCUCCCUGGGCUCUGUGCCCCCUGGUUGUGUCCCCUCUGUCACUGAUUGUCCUCACGUGCUCAGCAGAACAGGUCCAGCCACUGGCAGGUGCUGCCCUGGGUCGUGGGUGAUGGCAGGGGUGGAGCUGCUGGCUCUUGCACUGGGGAGGGCACCUGGCACAGGGAUGGCUGGUGUCUGGUUGGUGGGUGAAGCACAGCACAGCCUCUCCCUGUCCCUGGCUGUGCCGGCCUCUGAGGAAGGGAGCUGACAUCUCUGCAUUCGUGCACUUUAUGAGCAUUUGUGGGCACUUGGGCUCUCUGCUCACUCCUUCCAGUCAGGCACGACCUGUUCCCCCCAGGGCACUGAUCAGUCACAAAACCUGCAGUAACUUCAGUCCUCCCCGGGGAGAGUCCAGGUGAGGGGAGGCAGGAGGUUUCUGCACCAAGAGGUGUUUGGGAAGCAGGGGAGAUGUUGGUUCUGCUCCGUCCUCCCCGUGGUCCCUGCAGGGGCUGGGUGGGCUGUGCAAAGCCAGGGCUGUGUCUGUGCCUCCCUGUGCCACAGUGAGAUCAGGGCUCCAUUUCAGAGGCUGCAGGAGGAAGGAAGUGAACCCUGAGCUGCCUCGUGGGUACUGCAGUAGCUGCAGUGAUGGAGGAUUCUCUGCCUUGAAUGGAUAGGUGUGAAAUAAGGGAAAUAUUUGCAGUAUGGACUGUUUCCUGCCCAGCCUGCUGAACACUUUCACAAACCUUUUUGCUGCUACCUUUUUGUAACAGAAUUGAGCUCUUUUCCUUCUAUUUUCUAAUUCCCUGUGUCGAGCAUGCAGAGCAAACACCUGUUUAAGCCAGAGCCAUACACUUGAUUAUAUUUUAUUAGUUAUAUAAUAUAUAGAGAGUUUAUUCUACACUUAAGCAAAGGUGUCAGCAGCCUGCCCCAGCACACAGCUUGCCAGCCUGUUCUCCACACCCCCAGUUAUCCCAGUGACAGACUGGUCACAGAAGCCAGUGGCUGACACCACCCAAAGCAGUGCACCUGUUGCUUGUGCUGGAUAUUCACCCUUUGCACAGCUGACAGAAAAGAAAAACCCUUUUUGCCCCUUUCUUUUUAACCCCCUUGACCUCCCCACAUGUCCCCUCCUGAGCUGGUGAAAAAGCUUCAACCAUAAGAUCAACAAGGAUAUUUCUGUUCCCCUUGGGGACUCUGUGCAGGUCAAGCAAACCCCUGAGACCCUGAGAUUUCUGGGCCAGUUGGCUUUUUCUCUUGAGGAAGCAGCAUUGCAUCACCUCUCAGAGCUGGUGGCAGGCUGCUCAGGGCUGGUUUCUGGCUGGGGCACUGCCCUGCCAUGGUGCUGCUGGAGCCCAGGAGCAGGAGCAGUCCCAGGUGGGGCUGUGGCAGCCCUCAGCCUUCUGCCUUGCUCAGGGCUGUGAUGCUCAUGUGCUGUUCUCACUCAAGGUGUGACACUCUGAGGUCAGUCUCUCCUCGGGGCACGGCUCUGGCCCUUGGGGCUGAUGGAUAAUUGCAGUUCAAGAUUUCACCACUUGCCACUUCCCCAGCGCCCU
This is a messenger RNA of Passer montanus (Eurasian tree sparrow), 4911 nucleotides long. RefSeq names its product transforming acidic coiled-coil containing protein 1 (gene TACC1). The coding region runs from base 915 to 3137 and encodes 740 amino acids. The transcript is spliced from 14 exons. Gene Ontology annotation, biological process: cell population proliferation; cerebral cortex development; mitotic spindle organization. NCBI's taxonomy places the organism in Eukaryota, Metazoa, Chordata, Aves, Passeriformes, Passeridae. The record is from RefSeq and is a predicted model, not a curated record. Gene Ontology annotation, cellular component: cytoplasm.